Molecule: messenger RNA, 7147 nt
Organism: Carica papaya (papaya)
Lineage: Eukaryota; Viridiplantae; Streptophyta; Magnoliopsida; Brassicales; Caricaceae
Gene: CSI1
Product: binding protein
Biological process (GO): regulation of cellulose biosynthetic process; anisotropic cell growth
Cellular component (GO): cellulose synthase complex
Molecular function (GO): microtubule binding
Source: RefSeq, a predicted model, not a curated record
UCUCUCUCUCUCUCUCUCUCUCUCUCUCUCUCUCUCAGUAUCUAUGAAAACGUAAUUCUCGUUUCGGAAUCCGAACAGGACCAAAAAGAAAUUCGAUUAAAAAUCUCCGUUAUCUCUUCUCCAUUUUCGCUUCUUUUCUACGAAAUCAGUGGAUGCACUGGCCGCGCUUCAUUUCUUAUUCUUUGAAAGGUCAGUCCCAACGUUUCUCUCCCUCUCUGUUAGAUCUUGUAGCUCACUUGCAUUGAUGAAGAUUGUCGUUCCCGCGAAAUCUGAGGGGCUUUGAUGUUUUAACUCUGUGCUAGAGUAGAUCUGGAGUGGGGCAGGGUUCUGGAUCAAUUUUAUUUCCGCAAUCUUGAAGUCAAGUGAAGAUGGCGACUACACUGGCUUGGAGGUUUUCUGCCAGCAAUGGCAGCAGCCUUGCCACCAGUGAGACGGACAAAAAUGGAGAUCCAAAACUUCAAGAAUCUGAGCCCGCAACUCCACAUUCAGUCGUAAAGAUGGGUUUGAGAGAGCGUACUAGCAGCAGUGUGGAGGAUCCAGAUGGAACAUUAGCAAGUGUUGCACAAUGCAUUGAACAGUUGCGGCAGAGUUCCUCUUCUGUGCAAGAGAAAGAAUAUUCCUUGAAGCAGUUGCUGGAACUUAUUAAUACACGUGAAAAAGCUUUCAGUGCUGUUGGAUCUCACUCUCAAGCUGUUCCAGUACUUGUUUCUCUUCUCCGAUCAGGGUCACUUGGUGUGAAGAUACAAGCUGCUACUGUUUUAGGCUCGCUUUGUAAGGAGAAUGAAUUGAGGGUAAAAGUCUUGCUUGGAGGAUGCAUUCCCCCUUUGCUGGGUCUCCUUAAGUCCAGCUCACCGGAUGGUCAAAUUGCAGCCGCAAAGACAAUUUAUGCUGUUUCUCAAGGUGGUGCAAAGGAUCAUGUUGGCUCCAAAAUUUUUUCAACGGAAGGAGUUGUGCCAGUGCUCUGGGAUCAGCUACAAAAUGGCCUCAAGUCUGGAAAUCUGGUUGAUAGCUUGUUGACUGGAGCACUGAAGAAUCUCUCCAGCAGCACCGAGGGAUUUUGGUCUAAAACAGUACAAGCUGGAGGGGUGGAUAUACUUGUGAAGUUGCUCCCAAUUGGACAGUCAGGCACACAGGCUAAUGUAUGCUUUCUUCUUGCAUAUAUGAUGAUGGAGGAUGCAUCUAUGUGCACUAGGGUCUUGGCUGCAGAGGCUACAAAGCAACUCCUCAAGUUGUUAGGAACUGGUAAUGAAGCCUCAGUGAGAGCAGAAGCUGCAGGUGCCCUUAAGUCUCUUUCUGCCCAGAGUAAAGAAGCAAGACGUGAGAUAGCGAACUCUAAUGGAAUUCCUGCUUUAAUCAAUGCUACAAUAGCUCCUUCAAAAGAAUUCAUGCAAGGUGAAUAUGCCCAAGCAUUGCAAGAGAAUGCCAUGUGUGCCCUUGCAAAUAUUUCUGGUGGGUUGUCAUAUGUCAUAUCAAGCCUUGGUCAAAGCCUUGAAUCGUGUUCUUCACCUGCUCAGACUGCUGACACCCUUGGGGCUUUAGCAUCGGCUCUGAUGAUAUAUGAUAGCAAAGCUGAAUCUAUGAGAGCAUCAGAUCCUCUGGUUAUUGAGCAAACAUUAGUCAAGCAGUUCAAACCUCGCCUGCCAUUUCUUGUGCAAGAACGUACAAUAGAAGCCCUUGCCAGUUUGUAUGGGAAUGCAAUACUCUCAAUUAAACUUGCCAACUCUGAUGCAAAGCGUCUGCUUGUUGGUCUGAUCACAAUGGCAACCAAUGAAGUUCAAGAUGAUCUUAUAAGAGCGCUUUUGACACUUUGUAACAAUGAGGGCAGUCUCUGGUCUGCACUUCAAGGCCGUGAGGGAGUUCAGCUGUUGAUAUCUCUUCUUGGACUUUCAUCAGAACAACAACAAGAAUGUGCAGUUGCAUUACUGUGUCUUCUAUCUAAUGAAAAUGAUGAAAGUAAAUGGGCUAUUACUGCUGCUGGUGGUAUACCUCCGCUUGUUCAAAUUCUGGAGACAGGGUCUCCUAAAGCCAAGGAAGAUUCUGCAACAAUCCUUAGAAACUUAUGCAAUCACAGCGAAGAUAUACGUGCAUGCGUUGAAAGUGCUGAUGCUGUUCCUGCGUUAUUAUGGCUUCUGAAGAAUGGAAGCCCUAAUGGGAAGGAAAUUGCAGCCAAGACAUUGAACCAUUUAAUUCAUAAAUCUGAUACUGCAACCAUUAGCCAGCUUACUGCUUUAUUAACCAGUGACUUACCCGAGUCUAAAGUCUACAUUUUGGAUGCUUUGAAAAGUAUGCUUUCUGUGGUUCCCUUCAAUGAUAUAUUGCGUGAAGGCAGUGCAGCAAAUGAUGCAAUUGAGACAAUGAUUAAAAUAUUGAGCUCGACUAAGGAAGAAACUCAGUCUAAGUCAGCAUUUGCCCUUUCUGCUAUUUAUCAAAACAGGAAGGAUCUGCGUGAAAGUAGUAUUGCUGUUAAAACCCUUUGCUCAGUCAUGAAGCUGCUGAAUGUUGAGUCAGAUAACAUCUUGGUAGAAUCCUCCCGUUGCCUUGCUGCAAUUUUUCUUUCAAUUAAGGAGAACCGAGAUGUGGCUGCUGUUGCCCGAGAUGCAUUGUCUCCCUUAGUUGUGCUUGCUAACUCUCCAGCUCUCGAAGUUGCAGAGCAGGCAACAUGCGCUCUGGCUAAUCUUAUUUUGGAUGCUGAAGUGUCAGAAAGAGCUAUUGCUGAAGAAAUUAUUUUUCCUGCCACUAGGGUUUUACGCGAAGGCUCAGUCUCUGGAAAGACCCAUGCAGCUCCAGCAAUCGAUCGUCUGAUUCACUCUCGCAGAAUUGAUUAUGCCUUACCUGCGCUAAACCGUUCCGGAACCGUUCCGGCUUUGAUAUCUUCCCUGAAUACGUGAGGUGGAUCUAUUGCUAUGUCGGAGGCACUAGAUGCACUUGCUAUUCUGUCAAGAUCAGAGGGGGCCAGUGGGAAGAUAAAACCAGCAUGGGCUGUUUUAGCUGAAUUUCCAAAAAGCAUAUCUCCUAUAGUUUCAUCUAUUGCUGAUGCAACUCCCUUAUUGCAGGAUAAGGCUAUUGAGAUAUUGUCUUGCCUUUGUCGAGAUCAGCCUGUUGUUUUAGGAGAAACAGUUACUAGUGCCUCUGGAUGUAUAGCCUCAACUGCUAAAAGGGUGAUCAGUUCAGCAAACUCAAAGGUUAAAAUUGGAGGAGCUGCCCUUAUUAUAUGUGCUGCAAAAGUUAAUCACCAGAGGGUAGUGGAAGAUCUUAAUGAAUCAAACUUAUGUACCCACCUUAUUCAAUCUCUUGUUGGGAUGCUUAAUUCUACACGCACUUCUUUGGGGAGCCAGGGAAGUGAUGAAAAAGAGACCAUUAGUAUCUGUAGGCAUGCUAAAGAAGAAGAGGAAGGCAGAAACAGUGAAUCUGGUAUUGGAACAACAGUUAUUUCUGGUGUCAACUUAGCUAUAUGGCUUCUCUCUCUUCUUGCUUGUCAUGAUGAAAAAAGUAAAGUCACAAUUUUGGAGGCUGGAGCAGUUGAAGUUCUUACUGAAAGAAUCAGUAAUUGUUUUGCACAAUACUCCCAGAUUGAUUUUGGAGAAGAUAGCAGCAUAUGGAUUUGUGCUUUACUGUUAGCAAUUUUGUUUCAAGAUAGAGAUAUAAUACGAGCACAUGCAACCAUGAAAUCCAUCCCAGUAUUGUCAAAUCUUCUGAAGUCAGAGGAUUCAGCAAACAGAUAUUUUGCUGCACAAGCAAUAGCCAGCUUAGUCUGUAAUGGCAGUAGGGGAACUCUCCUGUCUGUUGCAAAUUCUGGUGCUGCAGGCGGACUAAUCUCCCUACUUGGCUGUGCUGAUGUUGAUAUACAAGACCUCCUGGAGUUGUCAGAGGAGUUUGCUUUGGUGCACUAUCCAGAUCAAGUUGCUCUUGAGAGGUUGUUCAGAGUUGAAGACAUUAGGAUUGGAGCUACCUCUCGGAAAGCAAUACCUGCCCUGGUUGAUCUACUGAAGCCAAUUCCGGAUCGUCCUGGUGCACCUUUUCUUGCACUUGGGCUUUUAACUCAACUUGCAAAAGACUGUCCAUCAAACAAGGUUGUUAUGGUAGAAUCAGGUGCAUUGGAGGCAUUGACCAAAUAUCUUUCUCUUGGUCCGCAGGACGCAACUGAGGAAGCUGCUACUGAUCUUUUAGGGAUCCUAUUUAGUAGUGCUGAAAUUCGUAGACAUGAAUCAGCAUAUGGUGCUGUAAGUCAACUUGUUGCUGUUUUACGUCUAGGAGGAAGAGGUGCCAGGUAUAGUGCUGCUAAAGCUUUGGAGAGCUUGUUUUCUGCUGACCAUAUUAGAAAUGCAGAAACUUCUAGACAAGCAGUCCAACCCCUGGUGGAGAUUCUUAAUACUGGUUCAGAGAGAGAGCAGCAUGCUGCUAUCGCUGCUUUGGUUGGAUUAUUGAGUGAAAACCCAUCAAGAGCCCUUGCAGUUGCAGAUGUUGAAAUGAACGCAGUGGAUGUCCUUUGUAGGAUCCUUUCUUCAAAUUGCUCGACAGAGCUGAAGGGAGAUGCUGCAGAGUUAUGUUGUGUUCUUUUUGGAAAUACAAGAAUUACGUCCACAGUUGCUGCUGCACGCUGUGUUGAGCCUCUGGUCUCUCUCCUUGUAACUGGUCAGCCUGCUCAGCAGUCAGUUGUACGUGCCUUGGAUAAACUAGUUGAUGAUGAGCAACUUGCAGAACUAGUUGCCGCACAUGGUGCAGUUAUUCCUCUGGUUGGCCUUCUCUAUGGUAGGAAUUAUGUACUUCAUGAGGCUAUUUCCCGGGCUCUUGUGAAGUUAGGGAAGGACAGGCCUGCUUGUAAAAUGGAAAUGGUGAAAGCUGGAGUAAUCGAAAGCAUACUUGAUAUCCUCCAUGAAGCCCCGGAUUUUCUCUGUGCUGCAUUUGCAGAGUUGCUCCGUAUACUGACAAAUAAUGCUACCAUUGCUAAGGGACCAUCUGCUGCUAAAAUGGUUGAGCCCCUUUUUCUUUUACUUUCAAGGCCUGAGUUUGGGCCUGAAGGACAGCAUAGUGCACUACAGGUUCUUGUAAAUAUUCUUGAACAUGCGCAAUGUCGUGCUGACUACACACUUACAUCACACCAAGCUAUUGAGCCACUUAUUCCCCUGCUUGAUUCCCCAGCUCCAGUGGUACAACAAUUGGCAGCUGAGCUUCUGUCACAUCUACUGUUGGAAGAACAUCUUCAAAAAGAUCCAGUCACACAACAUGUGAUUGGUCCCCUCAUGCGAGUUCUUGGAUCUGGCAUUCACAUAUUGCAGCAGAGAGCUGUGAAAGCACUUGUUAGCAUUGCUCUAACAUGGCCAAAUGAAAUUGCAAAAGAGGGUGGUGUUAGUGAGCUGUCCAAAGUGAUACUGCAAGCUGAUCCUUCACUUCCUCACGCAUUGUGGGAGUCUGCUGCCUCUGUUUUGGCCUGUAUUCUGCAAUUUAGUUCUGAAUUUUAUUUGGAAGUUCCUGUUGCUGUGCUGGUGAGGUUGCUCCGGUCUGGCUCAGAAGGCACAGUGAUUGGUGCCUUGAAUGCUCUUCUGGUGUUAGAAAGUGAUGAUGGAACCAGUGCUGAGGCUAUGGCUGAAAGUGGAGCCAUUGAAGCUCUUCUUGAACUCCUCAGGGGUCAUCAGUGUGAGGAAACAGCAGCAAGAUUGCUGGAAGUGUUGCUCAAUAAUGUGAAGAUUAGAGAAUCAAAAGCAACUAAAUCCGCCAUCUUGCCAUUAUCCCAGUACCUUUUGGAUCCACAAACACAAGCCCAGCAGGCAAGGCUACUGGCAACUUUGGCCCUUGGUGAUCUAUUCCAAAAUGAGUCCCUUGCUCGAAGUGCUGAUGCUGUUUCAGCCUGUCGUGCCCUAGUUAAUGUGCUCGAAGAGCAGCCUACUGAAGAAAUGAAGGUUGUAGCUAUAUGUGCUCUGCAAAAUCUUGUGAUGUACAGCCGAUCAAAUAAGAGAGCUGUUGCAGAGGCUGGUGGUGUACAGGUUGUCUUAGAUCUGACUGGUUCUAGUGAUCCAGAGACCUCUGUUCAGGCAGCAAUGUUCAUUAAACUUCUCUUCUCUAAUCAUACAAUUCAAGAGUAUGCCUCAAGUGAAACAGUUAGGGCAAUAACUGCUGCUAUUGAAAAGGAUUUGUGGGCCACUGGAACUGUGAAUGAGGAAUAUUUGAAAGCUCUAAAUGCUCUAUUUAGUAAUUUCCCACGUUUAAGAGCCACAGAGCCUGCAACACUUAGCAUACCCCACCUGGUUACUUCCCUCAAGACGGGCUCAGAGGCAACUCAAGAGGCUGCCUUGGAUGCACUUUUUCUUCUCAGACAAGCUUGGUCAGCGUGCCCAGCUGAAGUUUCCAAGGCUCAAUCAGUUGCUGCUGCUGAUGCCAUCCCCUUGCUGCAAUACCUAAUCCAGUCUGGUCCACCCCGAUUCCAGGAGAAGGCAGAGUUUCUGCUGCAGUGUUUGCCAGGGACACUGAUGGUGAUAAUUAAGCGUGGCAACAAUAUGAAACAAUCAGUUGGAAACCCUAGUGUUUAUUGCAAGCUUACACUUGGAAACACUCCACCGAGGCAAACCAAGGUUGUAUCAACUGGCCCUAAUCCAGAGUGGGAUGAGAGCUUUGCAUGGUCAUUUGAGAGUCCUCCAAAAGGCCAGAAGCUUCAUAUCUCAUGCAAGAAUAAGAGUAAAAUGGGAAAGAGUUCUUUUGGAAAAGUAACCAUCCAGAUCGAUCGGGUGGUGAUGCUGGGAGCUGUUGCUGGCGAAUACACUCUCUUGCCUGAGAGCAAAAGUGGGCCCUCACGGAAUUUGGAAAUAGAAUUCCAAUGGUCUAACAAGUAACAAAACCACAACACAAGUAAUUAUUUUUUUGCUUUGCAAAUUGAAUUGAAGAGGGGAAAUAUGUUGAAAUAGAUAUCUUCAUUUUGGGUUAUUUUGUCAUGUCUGUAUAUAGCCUGCCGGGGUUUUCGAUUUUUGUAGUGCUUGUCCACAUUCAUAAAGGUAGUCAUUUUAUUCAUUUGUAACCUAAUCUUUGCACUCAUGAUGAAGAACCAGAUGGCAGAAGGUAUUUUUACUUAUGUAAUUCAUGUAUUGAUUUUUGUGUGUCUACGAUCUGGAGGAAAAAAUAAAAAUAUUGUCUGUUUAGACAUAUUUUUAAGACUAAA